AUGCCCCGCCACCACGCGGGUGGAGAGGAGGGCGGCGCCGCCGGGCUGUGGGUGAGGAGCAGCGCGGCGGCCGCGGCGGGCGGGGGGCGCCUGGGCAGCGGCAUGAAGGAUGUGGAGUCGGGCCGGGGCAGAGUGCUGCUGAACUCGGCCGCCGCCAGGGGUGACGGCCUGCUGCUGCUGGGCACCCGCGCGGCCACGCUGGGCGGCGGCGGCGGCGGCGGCAGCGGCGGCGGCGGCCUGAGGGAGAGCCGCCGGGGCAAGCAGGGGGCCCGGAUGAGCUUGCUGGGGAAGCCGCUGUCCUACACCAGUAGCCAGAGCUGUCGGCGCAACGUGAAGUACCGGCGGGUGCAGAACUAUCUCUACAACGUGCUGGAGAGACCCCGCGGCUGGGCGUUCGUCUACCACGCGUUCGUUUUCCUCCUUGUCUUUGGUUGCUUGAUUUUGUCAGUGUUUUCAACCAUCCCUGAGCACACGAAACUGGCAUCAAGUUGCCUCUUAAUUCUGGAGUUCGUGAUGAUUGUCGUCUUUGGUUUGGAGUUCAUCAUUCGAAUCUGGUCUGCAGGUUGCUGUUGUCGGUACAGAGGAUGGCAAGGAAGAUUGAGGUUUGCUCGAAAGCCCUUCUGUGUUAUAGAUACCAUCGUUCUUAUUGCUUCAAUAGCAGUCGUUUCUGCAAAAACUCAGGGUAAUAUUUUUGCCACGUCUGCUCUCCGAAGUCUACGUUUCCUCCAAAUUCUCCGAAUGGUGCGCAUGGACCGCAGGGGCGGGACUUGGAAAUUACUGGGUUCCGUGGUUUAUGCCCACAGCAAGGAAUUAAUCACAGCGUGGUACAUAGGAUUUCUUGUUCUUAUUUUUUCAUCCUUCCUUGUCUAUCUGGUGGAAAAAGAUGCCAAUAAAGAGUUUUCUACAUAUGCAGAUGCUCUCUGGUGGGGCACAAUUACAUUGACAACUAUUGGAUAUGGAGACAAAACUCCGCUAACUUGGCUGGGAAGAUUGCUCUCUGCAGGCUUUGCACUCCUUGGCAUUUCUUUCUUUGCACUUCCUGCCGGUAUUCUUGGCUCAGGUUUUGCAUUAAAAGUCCAGGAACAGCACCGCCAGAAACACUUUGAGAAAAGAAGAAACCCAGCUGCCAACCUCAUUCAGUGCGUUUGGCGGAGUUACGCAGCUGAUGAGAAAUCUGUUUCCAUCGCCACCUGGAAGCCACACUUGAAGGCCUUGCACACCUGUAGUCCUACCAAUCAGAAGCUAAGCUUCAAGGAGCGGGUGCGCAUGGCCAGCCCCCGGGGACAGAGCAUCAAGAGCAGGCAGGCCUCGGUGGGCGACCGCAGGUCCCCGAGCACCGACAUCACGGCCGAGGGCAGUCCCACCAAAGUGCAGAAGAGCUGGAGCUUCAACGACCGGACCCGCUUCCGGCCCUCGCUGCGCCUCAAGAGCUCGCAGCCCAAGCCGGUGAUGGACGCUGACACAGCCCUUGGCACGGAUGACAUCUACGAUGAUAAAGGAUGCCAGUGUGAUGUGUCAGUGGAAGAUCUCACCCCACCACUCAAGACUGUCAUUCGAGCUAUCAGAAUCAUGAAAUUUCAUGUGGCAAAACGCAAGUUUAAGGAGACAUUACGCCCAUAUGACGUAAAAGAUGUUAUUGAACAGUAUUCUGCAGGUCAUCUGGACAUGCUCUGUAGAAUUAAAAGCCUUCAAACACGUGUUGAUCAAAUUCUUGGAAAAGGUCAAAUCACAUCGGAUAAGAAGAGUCGAGAGAAAAUAACAGCAGAACAUGAGACCACAGAUGAUGUCAGCAUGCUUGGCCGGGUAGUCAAGGUUGAAAAACAGGUCCAAUCCAUUGAGUCAAAGCUGGACUGCCUGCUAGACAUCUACCAGCAGGUCCUGCGGAAGGGCUCUGCCUCGGCCCUGGCCCUGGCGUCCUUCCAGAUCCCGCCUUUCGAAUGUGAACAGACAUCUGACUAUCAGAGCCCUGUGGACAGCAAAGACCUGUCCAGUUCUGCCCAAAACAGCGGCUGUCUAACCAGAUCGGCUAGUGCCAACAUCUCCCGAGGCCUGCAAUUCAUUCUGACACCAAAUGAGUUCAGCGCUCAGACUUUCUACGCACUUAGCCCUACUAUGCACAGUCAAGCGACACAGGUGCCACUGAGCCAAAGCGAUGGCUCCAACGUGACGGCCACCAACAACAUUGCACACCAAAUCAAUGCAGCCCCCAAGCCGCUAGCCCCCACAACCUUACAGAUCCCACCUCCUCUUCCAGCCACCAAGCACCUGCCCCGGCCAGAGACCCUGCACCCAAACCCCACAGGCCUGCAGGAGAGCUUCUCCGAUGUCACCACCUGCCUUGUAGCCUCCACGGAACAUGUCCAGGUUGCCCCAUCAAAGCUGACGAAGGACCGUGCUCUGAGGAAAAGCUUUGACAUGGGUGGGGAAACUCUGUUGUCUGUCCGCCCCAUGGUCCCCAAGGACUUGGGCAAGUCUUUGUCCGUCCAAAACCUCAUCAGAUCAACAGAGGAACUGAGUUUACAGCUUUCAGGGAGUGAGUCAAGUGGCUCCAGAGGCAGCCAAGAUUUUUAUCCCAAAUGGAGAGAAUCUAAAUUGUUUAUAACUGAUGAAGAGGUGGGUCCGGAAGAGACAGAGACAGACACUUUUGAGGUGACAGCACAGCCGGCCCAGGAAGCUACUUUUGUGUCAGACUCUCUAAGGACUGGAAGAUCGCCAUCAUCUCAGAGCGUUUGUAAGGCUGGGGAGAGCACAGAUGUCCUCAGCUUGCCUCCCGUCAAGCUGAAAUAAGAUCUUCAUUUUCUUUCUAGACAUAGCAGUUCCUUUAGCCAUACAUAUCAUUGCAUGAACUAUUUUUGAAAGCCCUUCUUAAAGAAAAAAAAAAAAGAAGUUGACAUUGCAAGAAUCAGGAAGUCCAGGAAAGGCCAUUUCUGAUAAGCCCAUUAUCUUUUCAUUUGCAUGCAAAUGCAUGUCUGGGGAUGGCUGAAAUUCCAAGGUGCAUCAACAUAGAACCUGCUCAUUUACUCAUGUACCUUUGAGUUUACAAUCCUGAAAAAACCUAGCAUUGCUAACGCUUACAGGGUGUACGAACUUGCCAAGAUUAGAUCAAGGACAAGAAUUGACGCAAUAGUUUUGAAAUUGUGGGAGUAAACACCUUCAAAUUUCAGGCAUUUCUGCUUUGUGAUUCAGUACAAAAUCAUCUUUAAAAUUAGGCCAUAACGUCUAAACACAAUAACUAUCAACAGCUGCUCUUAAGGAAUCAAGGAAAGCAGAAUUUGAGGAUAAUAGAAAUGGCUGUGUCCUUCAAGAAAUCUCUGCCAACCUAUUUCUACUCAGUCUUUUUCUUAUUAAUGUAUUUUGAAUGUCAGUUUGUGUGCUUUUUAACUUUUUUUAAUUUAUUUUUUUAUUUUUUGGUGAUUUAACGCUGUGGCAAGCAGUGCUACGCAUCCUUUUCAUGUUGUCCUUUACAAUGAGAAUGUUUUUCAAUGAGGAAAAAAAAAAGUGUGAAUCAUGACAUUUGAGGCCAGUGGGGUGAAUAGACUGGCUUUUUGACAUAUCUGACAUUCCCAGGGGGGCCAAAUCCACUCUAACUGGUCAAGCUUCUACACAUGCAUAUGAAGCACUGGUCAGUGUGACACCCAGCAUGACUAGGCUGGUUUCUCUUCAGUGGUAUCAGCUCCAGGCUUGCCGAUCCUGUCCACAUACAAAUGCCAAUUUAAAAUGGGCACCUUUGGUUCACAUCUG
Dipodomys spectabilis (banner-tailed kangaroo rat) is the source of this 3741-nucleotide messenger RNA. It is a transcript of the gene Kcnq5, whose product is annotated as potassium voltage-gated channel subfamily Q member 5. The transcript is spliced from 13 exons. Gene Ontology annotation, biological process: transmembrane transport; potassium ion transport. Bases 1 to 2787 code for a protein of 928 amino acids. NCBI's taxonomy places the organism in Eukaryota, Metazoa, Chordata, Mammalia, Rodentia, Heteromyidae. Gene Ontology annotation, molecular function: voltage-gated potassium channel activity. Gene Ontology annotation, cellular component: membrane. The record is from RefSeq and is a predicted model, not a curated record.